AAAUGGAGGUCGACGCAGUUGUCGAAAUGUUUCAGCGUUCUGAAAGUUUAUAUGAAGUGAAAUACGGCAGAUACAUAGGUGACGGUGACUCUAAGACAUUCAAAGGUAUUUUAAAUGCUGAGCCUUACGAGAAUUUCACAAUACAAAAGAAGGAAUGCAUCGAUCACGUUCAGAAAAGAAUGGGAACUCGACUAAGAAAUUUGAAAAAAGAAGUAAAAGAUCUUGGCAGGAAAGGAAAAUUGACAGGCAAGCUCAUUGAUGAGCUUUCAAUGUACUACGGCUUGGCCAUCCGCAGGAAUCAAAAUUCAAUAGAAAAGAUGAGAAAUGAAAUUUGGGCAACGUUGUACCACAAGCUGUCGACAAAUGAAAAGCCACAACACGGCAAGUGCCCGUCCGGUGAAAGUUCGUGGUGUUCUUGGCAAAAGGCAAAAGCCACCAAUACUUUAAAUACUUAUUCACACAAGCAAGCUCUUCCAUAA
Harpegnathos saltator (Jerdon's jumping ant) is the source of this 479-nucleotide messenger RNA. RefSeq lists its product as uncharacterized. The record is from RefSeq and is a predicted model, not a curated record. The coding region runs from base 3 to 479 and encodes 158 amino acids. The transcript has a single exon. Lineage: Eukaryota; Metazoa; Arthropoda; Insecta; Hymenoptera; Formicidae.